Messenger RNA from Pseudonaja textilis, 282 nucleotides. The record is from RefSeq and is a predicted model, not a curated record. Lineage: Eukaryota; Metazoa; Chordata; Lepidosauria; Squamata; Elapidae.
AGGCGAAUGCCACUAACUUUCCGUGAUCCAGCAGCUGCUCCUUUAAGGAAACUGUCUGUGGAUUUGAUCAAAACAUACAAACAUAUUAAUGAGGUUUACUAUGCAAAAAAGAAGCGACGACAUCAACAGGGACAAGGAGAUGAUUCUAGUCACAAAAAAGAGCGGAAGGUUUAUAAUGAUGGAUAUGAUGAUGACAACUAUGACUACAUUGUAAAAAAUGGGGAAAAAUGGAUGGAUCGUUAUGAAAUUGAUUCUUUAAUAGGCAAAGGCUCAUUUGGACAG